Neltuma alba is the source of this 798-nucleotide messenger RNA. Its product is annotated as serine/threonine-protein phosphatase 7 long form homolog. NCBI's taxonomy places the organism in Eukaryota, Viridiplantae, Streptophyta, Magnoliopsida, Fabales, Fabaceae. The transcript has 3 exons. Bases 1 to 798 code for a protein of 265 amino acids. The record is from RefSeq and is a predicted model, not a curated record. Gene Ontology annotation, biological process: meristem development; meristem maintenance.
AUGGAUGAAUCAGAGGAUGUAGAAGAAUAUGAUUCUUAUUUAAAUACUAGUAAUAGGGAUGAUAAUGGUGACAACAACAAUGAAUAUGACAAGAUGAACGAGCAAAAUCAAGUUGCAAAUGCUUUAUUGUCACAAAUUCAUGUUGAGUCAGGGUAUGCUUAUGAAUGUCAUGUUGUUGAUAAAGAAUUAGCAGAAAUAGCAUUGCACCAUACUCCUACAGCUAGAUGGAUCAGAGCCAUCCCAAAAGAGAAAUGGUCACGUGCAUAUGAUCUUGAAGGACAGUUUGAUUAUGAUCGAGGUUUGGUCUCAGUACUUGUUGAGAGGUGGCAUCCUGAGACUUAUACAUUUCACAAUACACGUGGAGAAUGCACCAUAAUAUUAGAGGAUGUAGCUAAACAAUUUGGCCUUCCAUGUGAAGGAAUAACAGUUAUUGGCCGAAUUGACUUUAAUUGGCAAGACAUGUGUGAAUGUCUUCUAAGUAUUAGACCACCUGUAGAAAGACUAAAUGGGCAACAACUACUUAUAAGUUGGUUGGAAGAGAACUUUAAUCACCUAUUUGAUAAUGUGGAUGAUAUAAAAGUUCAACAAUUCACUCGUGCAUAUAUUCUCAAGUUGAUUGGUGGAUAUCUCAUGCCAAAUAAAUCGGGUAGCAGCGCAUAUCUAAUGUACCUUUCACUGCUUUAUGAUCUUCAGGAAGUUGGAAAAUUUAGCUGGGGAUUGGCAGUUUUAGCUUACUUGUAUAGAGAAUUAUGUAAUGCUACUAACCUAACUGAGGAUGGGGUUAGAGGAUUGAUAUGA